Fusarium venenatum is the source of this 210-nucleotide messenger RNA. Lineage: Eukaryota; Fungi; Ascomycota; Sordariomycetes; Hypocreales; Nectriaceae. The record is from RefSeq and is a predicted model, not a curated record.
AUGCAUAAGCUUUGUGUGCUGUCCAAGAACGAUGCAUCCGUAUGGGCUAUGGCCCUAUCGGCUGGGGAUGCCCGAGAAAGGGUUAUGGAUCCCUCUAGGUCCUCCAAAUCCAAGACACGACUCAAUCCUUGUAUUCACUUGGAAGAGGCUGGUCUGAGCGGGAGGCUUGAUGAAGAUGACAUCGGUCAAUUUAUCAAAGGGGAGUCUUAA